UACGGAAAACGGGUAGGACAAGAAAACGGGGCGUUUAUUCAGACAGGAUGGGUUGUCAAAGUCCUUCCUGUAUUGUGUGAGAGUUGAGAGGGCGUGAAGUCUGUUCCGGAAGUUACAUUUCAGAAGUAAGACUCGUCUGAAAGCGGUUUAUUAACGUUUUACUGGCUUUAGUAGAAAAGGCGCUAAUGUUUACAUGUACAGUGGGCUGUGUCUCAUUUCACCAUGGAGGAGUCAUUAUAAAUCUCAUCGCUUCUGUAUAACGCUGCUGAAGACUGAACAUACACCGGAGUCCUCAGAGUGAGACGUGAGCCAUGCCUCUGUUCCGUCAGGCCGAGGUCAGACCAGAGAGGGAGGGAGAGAGUGAGAGAGAGAGGAUGAAGAGGAAGAGUCAUCAUAAGUGUGAUGAGGAAGAGGAGGAUGAGCCUUCGUCACUGAGGCGUCUGUGUGUCUUCAGCCUGGCGGAGAACAUGAAGGACGUGUGGACGCAGGACUACGCUCACAACUACAUGGAUCACUACUUUUUCCGAUACGUCAUGGGGCCCUUCAGCCUACUGCCAGGAGAUCUGAUCGAGGAGCUGCUGUGUGUUCUGUCUCAGAGGAAGCUGCUCUCUCGUGCAGCUCUGCAUCUCCUCCUGCUGCCACAACUACACACACUCUCACUGUCACACUCCUGUAACCUUGUCACCGCCAACCUGUGCAGCCUGAUCACUGUGCGCUGUCAGUCUCUGAAGUCUUUAGAUCUAAGUGGAGCGCAGAACGUCUCCUCCGCCGCUCUGUGUUCCCUCCUCGGUGACCUGCCCUGCCUUCACUCGCUCUCUCUGGCUGGAACUCUGUGUGACCGAGCCGUGAUUGCUACUGUGGCCCGGCGGUGCUCCCUGCUUCAGCACCUGGAUGUUUCCCGGUGCCUCCACCUGCCCCCGGGCGCCCUGCUGCCCCUGGCUCUGCAAGGACCUAAACGUCUCACCAGCCUUCUGGCUUUGGACAUUGGUUUAGGAGAGCACGAAGAUGAUGGACCGACUUCAGCUGCCUUCCUCCUGCUCGGCUUGUCCGGUCUGCUGCGGCUGGCGAUAGAGAGUCUCGGGCACGCUUGUGUGAUCAUCCAGAAUCGGGAUUUUGCUGUGACUGAUGGGUUUACCACCCGUGAGAUCGUGCCUUCUCUUGGGGAAUUAUGGGAUGCAAGAGUUCAGGAAAAAGAGCAGAGAGAGGAUGAGGAGGAUAGACUCACUUUGAAGGAGAAAAUGGACAGAUCCUUGAGUUUAGAUGAAGGCAGAAGAAUGGACACACCAAGGGGAAGUUUUAAAUUACGUCUCCGAGAGGUACAGGGACUGAACCUUGACGGUCUGGAUGCUGUCAGCAACUUGUGCCCUGAUCUUCUCUCUGUAUCUCUAAACUGCCAUGACGAUGAUGAUGAUAAAGGUUCCUCCCAGAGCAUACGUUUGACUCGGGGCUUGGCUCGGUGGUCAGGUCAGCUGAACUUCCUCUCCCUGCAGUUCUCCGGCCCACUCUCAGAGCUGGUACCUUCUCUGCAGGUUUCCGGUCCCGGUCUCUUAUCCCUUACGCUGGAGGGGGUCCAAGCUGACGGGAACCUGCCUCUCAUUUCACUCCUGCGUGCUUGCCCUAAACUCACCGCCCUCACCCUCCAUGUUGACCCUCCACGUUCCAACCAGGAAGAGGAUGAUGAUGACGAAGACGUAGAAGACUGGGAUUUACCGUGUCUUCCACACCUCCGCACUUUAACAUUAAUGUCAGCUGGGUUACAGAUUAAAUUUGUAUCACUACAGGCAUUUCUCUUUGGACGAGAGACAGCUGAAGCCUGUGCUGUGCUGGACGUCCCUGAAGAGGGUGCUGUGGUCCUUGCUGAGAGGCUCUGUGCAGCUCCACACACUGUCUCUAGUCGCUGCUCCAUGUCGCCUGGAUCCAGUGUUCAGACUGGUCCUGGAUCGUCACGCCGAACCGCUGCAACGUCUCAGACACGUCAGUCUGCAGCGCUCCAAUGUCACCAUGGAGACGACGACGCGACUCGUAGACUCCUGCCGUCACCUGACCUCUCUGGAUGUGAGCGGCUGCUGGUCUCUGACUCGGAGCAACAUCACUAAAUUACAGAGCCGAGUCAGGAGGAGAUGCCGUAAACUCCACAUCACAUGGACAUGAGGCAGAGAGGAAGUAAACAAACGAUCAGGUUUUAACAAUAAAUUCAGGAUCCGUUCUUUGGCCUUGAGAGUUUAAAUGUUUGUUGUUGAAAAUGAAUUGAGUUGUCUGUCUUUUUAAAGACACCAGGCACUACAAAUUUAAUUCAUGCAGUAAAACACUAUCUCUUAUCUCUUCUCAGAUGUAUAAAUGCAGUGUGUGUAACUGUUUACAGUCAGCCAUGCUGGAUAUCUGUGCACUUUUAACUUUAAUAUAACAUGAAUUGAUAAGAUUUUCAUUUUAAGAUGAGUCUCUUGUGUUUUUUUUUUCCCUCUGUUUUUACUGCUUUCACGCUUUUUUCCAAAGUUUUUCAGAAAAGCACCAAGUGACAAGCACUUUUUCACCUCCUCGCUAAACAAGUUGCAUGUUGAGCGUCAAGUGAGAAAAACUUGGAUGACAGAGUGUUGGUUAAAAUUUUAUCUUGUUAGUGAUUGAAUAUGAGGAGAUUUAUGAUUAUAUUUUAUUGAUAGUAUUCCAAUGUUUUCAUUUUUACUUUCUUUUGACUUGUUGCAUUGUUUUGGGGAUCUUCACCAGUACAUUACAUGAGGUCCCACUUUAAUUAUGGCUGUGUACAAUCAAGUCAGAAAAGCAAUUGAAAAUCUCUUGAUUUUCAGCCUCCAAAGCUACAGCGAAGGUAAAAACCGUCACCAGAGUUAUACCAAUCUUUAUUUCGUCUGCAUUACAGAUAUGAAUAAAUCUAACAUAGAACACGAGUUAGAUUAGUUAGUUUUCCACUACUAGGUAGAGCUAGCUAGAAAAAGUGUGAAAGUAGCCUAGGGGAGCAUCAAACUGAGAAAGCAGAGGCCUAAUUUUUGUACUUUAUUCAAUGAGGCCACAUUCACAUGAAUGAACCUGGCAUUUUUAGUGUUUAAGAGGCAAGAAUCCAAGAAAAUAAACUUAUUGCCUCUCCUAUCACCAGAUAUCACACUUCUGUAAUUAUCUGCCAUACGUUUAGUUUGAUAAAUAUGUACCGAGUAUGAGUUGGGGGACGGGAGCAUUGUGCAUCAUUAGCACUAACUAUACAGUGGAUAUAAAAAGUCUCCACACCCCUGUUAAAAUGGCUGGCUUUUGUGAAGUAAAAGAAUAAAACUAAGAUAAAUCA
Molecule: messenger RNA, 3289 nt
Organism: Pangasianodon hypophthalmus (striped catfish)
Lineage: Eukaryota; Metazoa; Chordata; Actinopteri; Siluriformes; Pangasiidae
Exons: 5
Coding region: 312-2096 (594 amino acids)
Biological process (GO): immune response; SCF-dependent proteasomal ubiquitin-dependent protein catabolic process
Cellular component (GO): external side of plasma membrane; SCF ubiquitin ligase complex
Source: RefSeq, a predicted model, not a curated record